Durio zibethinus is the source of this 897-nucleotide messenger RNA. RefSeq names its product LOB domain-containing protein 12-like. The record is from RefSeq and is a predicted model, not a curated record. NCBI's taxonomy places the organism in Eukaryota, Viridiplantae, Streptophyta, Magnoliopsida, Malvales, Malvaceae.
AUAUGCGUACCCUCUCAGCUCUACCAAGUCUAAAUUAAGGUUGUGCUUUACUCGCAUACCCUUCCUAGCAUAUCAGUUCUAGCUUUAGCUUAGUUUCUUUUCUUGCCUUCUAAUUUCUUCAUCACUACCAACAAAAACUUCUUUUUUGGGCAAGACCAACAAACACUUUGACUUACAAAUAUGGGAGGAAAUUCGCCAUGUGCUUCCUGCAAGUUGCUACGUCGCCGCUGUGCCAAGGACUGCAUCUUUGCUCCAUACUUCCCUUCUGAUGAUCCCCACAAGUUCGCCAUAGUUCACAAGGUUUUUGGUGCUAGCAAUGUCGGCAAAAUGUUGCAGGAGCUUCCAGUUGAGCAAAGGGCAGAUGCAGUAAGCAGUUUGGUGUAUGAAGCAAAUGCAAGGAUAAGAGACCCAGUUUAUGGAUGUGUAGGGGCCAUAUCAUAUUUGCAGAACCAGGUUUCUCAGCUUCAAAUGCAGCUAGCAGUGGCUCAAGCAGAGAUUCUGUGCAUCCAGAUGCAGCAAGAGCCAAUGCUACCAACCCCUCAAAUAUUAGACCAAGUAGAUGACAAAUCAUUUCUCCACAAUCAGUACCUCAAUUUUGCUAAUUCUUCUACCAAUGUAAUUCAUGAUCACUCUCUCAAGAGAGAGAGCAUCUUUGGAGACAUGGUUUCUUCAUAAAAAAAGGCCUCUUUUCUUUUUUGGUUUUGUGACAGAGAAAGAGUUAUUAAUUUCUAAGUUAUUCCUCUAAUUAGCCUUUGUUUAUUUUAACUAAAAUGACACAAGAGAGACAGAACAUACUGUGUGUGCUAAGACAAUAUCUAGAGUAAGUUGACAAGGUCAACUCUAGCAUGUGAGAAGUGAAGUAAACUUGAGUUUUUCUUGAUUAUACGACUUUAAUAA